GCGGGUUUAGCGCCACUCCGCUGGCUACGGCUGCUCCGAGUGUGCGGUUCUAGGUGGGCUCGCGUUUUCAGGGCAGAGGAGUCUUGCUCAGGAAGCUGCAGGAGGACACAGCUUGGCUGAGGUGGUAUUAGAGCAGCAGGUCCUGAAGUGGCGGACCCAGCUCUGGCAACACCUACCUCCCUGGUGUGCUUUCAGGAAAACUCAUAAGGACCUUUGCAUCUGGAAAGCUGUGUAAAUGCAAUAAUCAGUGCUUCUGUUGGGCUGGGAGGCCGUUUAGGAUGCCGAAAAGGUGGUGAUGUCUCGGGAGACGGAUGUGGAGUGUCAUCAGCCCCAUGGCAGUGCCUCCCCGCAGUCCCAAGGUGGCUUCUCGCAGUCCCACGGUCCCUCCUCACAGCCACACGGCUCCUCUUCACAGUCCCAGGGCACGUCCAGCUCCUCUACCAGCACGGUGCCCACGUCCAGCCAGUCCUCUCACUCCAGCUCGGGUACGCUGAGCUCCUUAGACACAGUGUCCACGCAGGAACUCUAUUCUAUUCCCGAGGACCAAGAACCCGAGGAGCCUGUCCCUGCCCCUUGGGCUCGAUUAUGGGCCCUUCAGGAUGGAUUCUCUAAUCUUGAGUGUGUUAACGACAGCUACUGGUUUGGGAGGGAUAGAAACUGUGAAUACUGCUUUGAUGAGCCCCUGCUGAAAAGAACCGAUAAAUACCGGACUUACAGCAAGAAGCACUUUCGGAUCUUCAGAGAAAUGGGUCCUAAAAGCUCUUACAUCGCAUACAUAGAAGAUCACAGUGGGAAUGGAACCUUUGUAAAUAGAGAGCUUGUAGGGAAAGGAAGACGCCUUCCUUUGAAUAACAAUUCUGAAAUUGCACUUUCAGUAUGGAGUAAUAAAGUUUUCGUAUUUUUUGAUCUGACUGUAGAUGAUCAGUCAGUUUAUCCCAAGGAAUUAAGAGACGAAUACAUCAUGUCAAAAACUCUUGGAAGUGGCGCCUGUGGUGAGGUGAAGCUAGCUUUCGAGAGGAAGACGUGUAAGAAAGUAGCCAUAAAGAUCAUCAGCAAAAGGAAGUUUGCUAUUGGCUCCGAGAGAGAGGCAGAUCCAGCACUCAAUGUUGAAACAGAAAUAGAAAUUUUGAAAAAACUAAAUCAUCCUUGUAUCAUCAAGAUUAAAGACUUUUUUGAUGCAGAAGAUUAUUAUAUUGUUUUGGAAUUGAUGGAAGGAGGAGAGCUGUUUGAUAGGGUGGUGGGAAAUAAGCGCCUGAAAGAAGCUACAUGCAAACUCUAUUUUUACCAGAUGCUCCUGGCUGUGCAGUACCUUCACGAAAAUGGCAUUAUACAUCGGGACUUAAAGCCAGAGAAUGUUCUACUCUCAUCUCAAAAAGAGGACUGCCUUAUAAAGAUUACUGAUUUUGGGCAGUCCAAGAUUUUGGGGGAGACCUCUCUGAUGAGAACCUUAUGUGGUACCCCCACUUACCUGGCUCCUGAGGUUCUUAAUUCUUUUGGGACUGCUGGAUAUAACCGUGCUGUGGACUGCUGGAGUUUAGGAGUUAUUCUUUUCAUUUGCCUUAGUGGGUAUCCACCUUUCUCUGAGCAUAAGACUCACGUGUCACUGAAGGAUCAGAUCACCAGUGGAAAAUACAACUUCAUUCCUGAAGUCUGGGCAGAGGUCUCAGAGAAGGCUCUGGACCUCGUCAAGAAGUUGCUGAUAGUGGAUCCAAAGGCACGUUUUACGACAGAAGAAGCUUUAAGACACCCGUGGCUUCAGGAUGAGGACAUGAAGAGAAAAUUUAAGAAUUUGCUUUUUGAAGAAGAAAAGUCGAUGACUCUGCCCCAGGUUCCCGCCCAGCCUUCCACAAGUCGAAAGCGGCUUCUUGAAGGGGAAGCAGAGGAUGCCGACCCCACAAAGCGCCUGGCUGUGUGUGCUGCUGUCUCGUGAACACCGGUUGACCAUGAAAGAAUUGAACUUUCUUGAACCCUGCUGCCAUGUUCUUUAAAUCUGUUUUGCAUAGUUUGUAUUUUCAUUAUGGGAACAGUUGCUUUUCCACAAUCAUUGAUACACAAUUCAAAAUGUAAUGGAACCUGGGCUUUGUGCUUUUGCUUGUUGAUCAGUUCUUAAUUACACGCCUUUAGUGUGUGCAUAUUUGAAGUUGUGUGCCUUUCCUCUGGUGCCUCUACCUUGGCUGUAACCAGGCAGGUUUCUUAGGAUGUAUCCCUGGGUGAGCUGCAUACAAAUUCUAAAGUUGCAGGGGACGCGGCACAGUG
Molecule: messenger RNA, 2256 nt
Organism: Balaenoptera musculus (blue whale)
Lineage: Eukaryota; Metazoa; Chordata; Mammalia; Artiodactyla; Balaenopteridae
Gene: CHEK2
Product: checkpoint kinase 2
Exons: 17
Coding region: 296-1930 (544 amino acids)
Biological process (GO): mitotic DNA damage checkpoint signaling; protein phosphorylation
Cellular component (GO): cytoplasm; nucleus
Molecular function (GO): protein binding; protein serine/threonine kinase activity; ATP binding
Source: RefSeq, a predicted model, not a curated record